This is a messenger RNA of Rhipicephalus microplus (southern cattle tick), 7332 nucleotides long. RefSeq names its product telomerase-binding protein EST1A-like. Gene Ontology annotation, cellular component: telomerase holoenzyme complex. Gene Ontology annotation, biological process: nuclear-transcribed mRNA catabolic process, nonsense-mediated decay. The record is from RefSeq and is a predicted model, not a curated record. Gene Ontology annotation, molecular function: telomeric repeat DNA binding; protein binding; telomerase RNA binding. Lineage: Eukaryota; Metazoa; Arthropoda; Arachnida; Ixodida; Ixodidae.
AUGGCGGACCGACCGUCCAGAAUGCAUCGAAACGUUCAAAAGGCAUCACACGUUGAGCGGACGAGUGCUUCCAAGCGACAAGCGAUGGAGUAUAAUCGUGCAGAUCUUGCUGGUGAAACGGAUGGCAAAAGAGAAAGCAGGAGGUCCAAGCCCGAGAUGGCUAUCUACAGGCCAGGCAUGGGCUUGCUUCAAAAGAAAUCUGACCAAUCCGGAACACCUGAUGCCAAAGGGCAGAACCUUGUGCCAGGCUUGAAGGACCUGUCUCUAAGAGAUGGCGUCAAUGGGAAGUGGUCGGGCAAUCGUGCCAAGCGACCUGACCAGCCCGUCUACACACCGCGACUAGUGAAGCCUUCAGAGGACCGGCCCACUGCUCUGCAUGAAGGGCGACCCAAGGCAGUUGUGGUGGACUCUAAGGGGCCAGAAUUUUCUACAAAACCUUUUCCCAUAGCGGGAACAAAGCCUGCCUCUGAAAAGAAAGCAGAGAUCAGUGUACAGAAGCUGCAACAGCAUCCUCGCCCUGAAUCGGCUCUUCAGAAUGGCCACCAAGGACAUCGAGUGGAGAAUAAAGUGACGGAGAAUGGUGCAGAGCAUCCCAAAGAGACCGCAAAAGCCAUCGAAGUCAUCGGGCCACCAGCAGCGAAGCAGCAAGUUGUCGUGGGUAAGCGUUAUAGUCCUGUGGGCAACACAGCAGCUCCAAAGCACAUGAAUCAAAGGUCCGAGCGGAACUUUGCAAGAUAUAGUCGACGGGGCAAUGGCAGGAGAAGUGGCCCGUUUCCCGACACUCGUGUUGAAGAGAACUGGGACAUCAGCGACAGCCCAGGAACUCUUGAUAAGCCUCAGCAAGGAGUUUCCGCCCAGAUACCUGGCCAGCCUGUUCAGACUACGUCCUCUCAUCGCAGGAACAGCUUUUCUGAAGGGCCCCGACACAGUGGUUCUGACGAUGUUGAUGAGGCCGAGCAUGGCUCCCGUCGCCGAGGGAUGAAGAAAAAAAUUAAGAAGAGGCGAAACAAGACAAGAGAAGACCAGCUAGUCGUAAACACGGCUGUCAAUGGGUUGCCGGAAAACAGUCAUCACUCGGAUGGCAAUGCAACAGCAGAGGAAGACUGGAGUGGGGAACUCAUCGUGGAGUCGUCUGUGCACCCAAGGAUCUACAGUCAGGAGCAGGUGUCGCAAAAUGAUGGGCCCAAGAAACGCGAGAGAAACAACAGCUACCAGAGCUCGUCUCCUGAGCCCUGUCGCUUCAGUGGGCUCAAGUUCACCAACAGGCAUCGCCGUGAGUCACGUUCCGAAGAGGAGAAAGACAAGGGCCCGACUCUAAGCCGAAAUGGACUUGUUCCGGCCCCCAUCAUAAAGGACUGGAGUGCAGCUGUAGUGGAGGAAGAAAAGCGCCAGAGGCACUCACUUGCCAAGACUGUAGACAACCUUAGAAACAAUUCUAGCGAAACGUCCACCUACCGUUCCAAUGUUAUAGAAGUUCAUCGUAAGAACUGUAAAAAUGAUUCCUCGUCCCAAAAGGCCUCCCCUCCGAAGACACACGAGUCCCAGCUGCCUCCCCGCUUCCAGAAGCGUAACCGGCCUGCGACCCCCGAAAACACAGUCUCGUCGGCAGCCAAAGGUGGGAUCAUUCGACUUCCGUCGGACGUCAGCCUAAACGGCUCCGGCCCUGCAGAACACCAGUGCGAUGAGAGGAGCGUGGUGGCGGCAACCUUGUGCGGUAUGGGCCAGGAAAAGCCCCUAAUCGCAGUGAAGCCACAGCCUCACGUGCCAGUAGAUUCUAUCUACAGCAGGACAAUGCCGAUGACACUGCAGCCCGUUUUCGCCCACCACUUCGAACCAGCCCCGCCCUCUGUUAUGUCGCCGCCAAUGGUGCCAGCAGCAUAUCCGGCAGUGCCUGGUGUGCAGUUUUCGUGCCAUCACCCCAACCAAGGUUUGCCUACUGUCUACCAUGGUGACCAAGUCAUCGCGCCGGAGAUGUAUGGUCAACGCCAAAUAAAGCCACUCGUCCAGAAGAACCUGCACGAUGCUGCCCUUCUGGAGCGAGAGCUGAUGAAUCACCUUUCUAAGGGCAUUCAGAACAUGGACACCAAAGCCAUGGGCCAUUGCAGAUGGAAGCUUCAGCUUCGGUAUGAGAACGUGAUCCUGGCUGACCCAAGGUUCUGUGCGGAGAAGAAUGUGGAGAAUGCACUCUGGAAGUCAGCUUUCUACCAAGGCAUCGAGGCAUUCCGUCGCAUCAUGGAAGAGUGUCCCGACUUUCAAGAGGAAGCGAAGAUGCUACUUCUCAGCUUGGUUGAUGAGGGCACCAUCUUCUACGAGAACCUUUUGGACAAGUUCCAGGAGACGUACGGCUUCAGCUUGAGCCAGUUUCUCGAGCCCGACGUCUGUGGUUCCCUCGGUGCUGGUUCCUCCACUUCGUCGGCGGGCGGCGUUGCCGGAGGCAGGGUCAUUCCAGACUCCGUCCGGCUGGUGCUCAUCUCAGUGCAGAAAAUCUACAUCUGCCUAGGGGACUUGGCUCGGUACCGGGAGCAAGCCAUGGGUACCACUAACUAUGGCAAAGCUCGAAGCUGGUACCUGAAGGCACAGCAGAUAGCACCCAAGAAUGGCCGUCCAUACAAUCAGCUUGCCAUUCUUGCACUCUAUGCGAGGCGAAAGCUCGAUGCAGUAUACUAUUACAUGCGAAGCCUAGCAGCGAGCAAUCCUUUCCUGACUGCGAGGGAAAGCCUUCUCGCCCUCUUCGACGAUGCUAGGAAAAAGUACGACCACCUAGAGCGUAAGAGGCUGGAGGAGGAGGGCGUCAACCAGCAGCCAAGUCUGGAGAGUCCGUUGGAAGAAGAGCGGCUGGAGAUCUGGAUCAGGCCAGACGGGACCACUUCUCACCGUAGCAGCCGACAGGGGACCAAGCGUCGCGCGAAGGUCGAGCAGCUGUCGCUGCUUUCGACAAUUGAUCUCAACAAACGGUACGUCUUAAGCUUCCUGCACGUCCACGGCAAGCUCUUCACCAAGGUUGGUAUGGAAACAUUCUCCGAGACGGCUCGCCGGAUGCUGAUGGAGUUUCGGUGCCUACUCCAAAGAACUCCGGCUGCUGUCACCAAUAGCCGGCACCUGCAGCUCCUUGCAAUCAACAUGUUCACCGUAGCGAACACAUGCUUAAAAGACCGCAACAUGGAGCCAGACUGCCGGUCACUGCUCCAGGAGCAGAGCCUGCAGGUGGCACUCGCCCAUGUGGCCAUUGUUUUGGAACGGGCCAUGCAGUUGCUGCAGCAGAGCGUGCCCUCCCCUUCAUCCUCGACCUCAUCCUCACCUGGGUCCUCCUCCCCGCCUCGCCUGUCCCUCUCGGACGAGCUCGCCGAGCUGCUGCCCACCCUGAAACUGUGGACUGACUGGAUGUCCUGCCAGAAGCGGCUCUGGAUUCCCCCUCCUACACCCUGUGACUACAACACCAGUGUGAAAGGCAGUGUUUGGACAAUGCUAGCAGACCUGCUGACAGUCCUGCGAAAGUUGAACUUUGGUGACGUCAAGUUUUUCAAGGAGCCCGCAGAAGAUCGUGAGCUGGUGACAUUACCUGAAGAUACCACCUUGGCCAGCUUUGUUCCCCUGCUGGGAGCUCCCCAGGAAGCUUUCUAUGUCCAGAUGCCGUGCGAUCGGGAGCGAGCUCGCAACUGCCUCCGAAUCAACCGAAUCCAGUUCUUUGGGGACUACCUCUGUGGCAUCUCGCCGCCGUACCUAGAGUUCAAUGUGGAACGCAAGCGCUUUGUCUCACUCAUCUCUGUCUCCGACACGGAGUCUGACUCAGAGAAGGAACUGACCUACGAUUCUGGAUAUGGGGAAGUGGAAAACACUGGCUCGACAAGCGCGUGCCUGACGCGGUUGCAGUCUGAAGAAGAGCUGGAGUUGGGCGAUUCGCUGGAUGACCAGGACGCACCUCUCAAGUCUGAGGAGGAGGAGAACGAGAUCCAAAAGUUGCGGACCAAGAAGGAGGAGCUGCGGAAGGCGAAGGAGCAGCACGACCGCCAGCAAUCCUGCGUCCAUGCGUUUCUGCAGGAGCAUCGGAGCAAGCAGGCGGCCAUGCUCGAGAUCCGGCCCCGGUUCCUCAUCCCGGACACCAACUGCUUCAUCGACCACCUGCCGCUCGUCCAGAAGCUGGUCGCCGACGGACACUUCAACGUCUACGUGCCCAUCGUCGUGCUGAAUGAGCUGCACGGGCUCGCACGAGGGGGGUCCCGGGGUCCGGGACCCUUCCCCGACCACUGCGAGAAAGUGGGCUCAAGCGCCAGAGCUGCACUCGCCUACCUGGAGGAGAGGUUUGGCCAGCGUGAACCGAAGCUCAGGGCAAUCACCAUCAGGGGCUCCAUACUGGACACCAUCAGCUUCCGCAGCGAGGAUGUGGGUGACUACAAGGGGACCAAUGACGACCAAAUCCUGACCUGCUGCCGGCUGCUUUGCAAUGAUCGUACAGAGCAUGCACUUCCAAGGGAGCCUGAUAGACCAGUGAAGCUGUACCGAGAAACAGUCCUCAUCACCGAGGACCGGAACCUGUGCGUCAAAGCUCUGACACACAACGUGCCCGUCAGAGAUUUGCCAGCCUUCCUCCGUUGGGCCAACAUUUCGUGAGAGCAGGAUGCGAAAGAAAGAGAAAACUUCUCUCUGAACCGAUGCAUAUGAGCACCGCAGUGAGGACUGCGCAGGAACCACCUGAAGGAUACCGUUGCCACCAAACCACUCUGGAUGACACAGCCUUUGCGCACAACCAGCUCUGCCAGCACCGGUCUGUCAGCCUGGCCAGCCGUACCGUAAGGCUCAACGUCACUGACUGGAAUCCAGGAAUAUGAAGGACGCACCCACUUUGGCCUCCACUAGGGUGCCCUUCACUUUGAGGAGAUGACGCAACAACUGUUACUACACUAUUGAAAAGGGGGGUGGGGAAGAGGGGGAAGAUUUUCUUGGCUAUGUCACGAGGCACGCCAGGCAUAAGGUACAAGCACGAAUAGCUGACGCAAAAUGGCCACUUUUUGUUACGUGCACUUCUAUACCUCUGAGGUUUUUUGGAAUGCAUCUCCUAAAUCAAUCACUGCUAUCUCGGAAGAAUAGGAAAGGGGCUUGCACAAAAAAAAAAAAAAGCCACAGAUUGCAUUCUUUUUCACCACUUUGACAAGCCCUGCAGAAGAGAGCUUUUGAUAGCUAAAGGACUAGCUCGUUGAAUGAUAAAGAAUGCAUGGGAAUGGUUGUUUGCUACAUCACCUAGCUGUGCCUAGUUCUCGUGCUGCAGUUGAAGAACAGCUGCUGGAAAAGUCUUACAAGUACUCAGACAUCUCCUUAACACUUGGCAAAUACUAACACUCACAGCAGUGGCACAAUCAUUGCGAAAAAUGAGCCUAUACAACAUGCAGAGAAAUGAAAGUUUGUGUGUGAAAGCAAAUAAAAAAUAAGCUGCCUGAUUGAAUGCAAAUGUAUAUUUUUGCCACAAGUGAAUGAUGAAUUGAACUGGCUUGUCUGCAGAAGAGCCACGUUUUUAUGUUUUUUCAAGUACUACACUAUGGGCAGUAUUGCCACUGCAGCACACUCCUAUCAUUGUCUUCAGAAAGCAGUUAGUCAGCUGUGGCAACGGUAUUGCCCCCCCCCCCCCUCUUCCUGUGGGAGCGAACACUUUGUCGAAAAUGCACUUCUUCUUUUCCUCUUGCUCCUAGAUCAUGACAGAAAACCACAAACACCUUCACAUCUUUGAGCUGGUUUCCUAGGAUUUCUGAUAUUCAUUUAUCAGGAGCUGACAUAGUGCAAACUGUAACAUCUCUAUGAGCAAUGCAGCAUAGCCAUAAACUGGUUUGAACAUCAUAACCACCUUGUUUUUCUUUGCUUUCUUGGGUAAUGUAAGCACGGUACUUCUAGCUGGGCAUGUUUGAGUAAAGAAGGGAGUGAAAUGGGAUGCGGACGAAACAAGGGUACAAGACACAGCGCUUUCUGUCAUCCCAUCUCUUUGCUCAUGUUGCAAUUGAUCCACCUUUACUCAAUGUAUUUCUAAUAACAAUAAGUGGUUUUUAUAUCUCGACUGAAAACUUUAGAGACUGCGCGCACGUAGCAUUUCGCCUGUCGGUUAACGUACCAGCAGUCAUUUUUCAGAUCUUCCCACAGCUGAAAGCAGUGUCACAGUAAAAUUAUUGAGCACUGGCGGCAAAAUGUUUCAAGCGAGUGUCAGAGGGCUGUUUACUGAUGCUAACAGAAUGCUUUCAAAACUUGGAUAAAAUGCUUAUCUACAUGAACAUUUUGUGCAAGCGUGUUCUUGGUCUGAAGCAGAAAAUCCCUUUCAGCCUUUAUCCAUACAGAAGUGAUGUUAGCUUUGCUAUUCUACUUUUUAUGUUGUGAAUGAAACAUGGUGUUUGGGCCACAGUUCUUUAUUAAUUUUUGUAUUUAUUCAUUCAUAGAAAGCUUUUGUGGUGUGAUGUUGAUUGUUGCUUGUACAUAAGUUGUGUGAAGAAAAAAAGAAGAGUGCGAAAAUGGUGUCUAUAUGGAAUGUAUUGUGUAUAAAUGGAAUGCAUUGUGUAUAGGCUUCACUCUUUCGUACCCCAAGGUGCCAUAUUUCAGUUUUGACUUUUUCUCUGGCAGUGUGUUAAUUGUGCAGUCAUGCUGAGGUUGUGAUACAGUUGUUGUUUCUUGUGUAAAAGUGAAUUGUGUAAGUGCAUGUUUUCAUCAUAUCGUGGCAUCUUACUUCCUCUGCCUCCACCUCUGUUUUUUGUUUUUGUUUCCAGUUUGAAUGUCUUUUUUUUUCUUUGAGUGAUGAAGAGGAGCUUGCCAUGACAUGCCAGAUGAAUAAGUUUUGGUUAUAUAUUUGUUUUCUUUUUUAAAAGCUUACAUUCAGCUUUUUUAUACUGUUUUUCAUGUCGUACUUUGUAUUGUGCGAAAUACAAGUUGUAAAUGUAGGCAUAUGCCAUGUAUUCAACAUUUCAUGUACUACGCAACUUUGCAAGUUCAGUAGCUGUUUGGUGCAUUAGCAUUGUGAGCAUUGUGGUAGCUACACAGUGGUGCAGAUGUAUCAGGCUCAAAAAACACUUCACUCCAAAAUUGAUGCCUGUGGCUGCAGUAACUGCACUGUACCGUAAUUGCAUUUUCCCGAGUCAGUGGCACAUUGAAGUCUCGCAAUUUUAUUUUCUUCUACAUCAGUAGCACACAUGACAGCGAGAAACACACCCUCAUUCUGGAAUCUGAAAUAAACGGGUGGCUUGCAAUUUCCUUACGUGUGGUGGUUAGGAGUGUAGCUAUGGAAUGCGAGAUGUCAUGCUUUCGUUAUUUGCCAUUAUUCAUCUGUUGCAUUGUGAAAUAUUACAAAUGAAAUUUGUGUGAAAA